GAAAAUUCCCCCGGAUGGGUUGCAACACCCUGUGGAGGAGCUGCAAUGCCUGUGGCCGGGCGAGCAGCGGAAGACGGCGCUUUGCCUCAAGAUUUUCCCAGAUGUGCAGGAGUCAAACUCAGUAUAAGACAAAUAUGGGUCUUUCUUUUGGAUCUUAUCUACACAGUCAAACCACCCAGAAUUUUCACCAAAGAACAUCAGAGGAUGCUUGCAUAGAUGUUUCUGUCAUGGCAAUAAAAUGCUACCAGUAAGAGACCUGCAGCACUGGCAAAGGAGGAGCCAGUUCCCAUGGUGCUGCUUGACCUAUUACAGCUGCACCUUUCUGAAGAGUGCAACAUGACAGAGCUCCAUGAAGCCGUGGCUGUGGGUGACUAUGACCUGGUGAAAAAGAUUUUGAAGGCAGGGCGCUGUGACCCAAACCAUAAGGAUGCUGACUGGCAUGACAGGACUCCCCUGCACUGGGCUGCUGCCAAAGGGCGCUCGGACCUGGUCAGGCUCCUGGUGGAUCACGGUGCCCGGCACUGCCUGCGGAGCGAUGUGGGCUGGACCGCGGCUCACUUCGCUGCCGAGGCGGGGAAGCUGCGGGUGCUCCGCACCCUGCACUCCCUGCACGCUGCUAUGGAUGCCGCCGACCUCUUCGGAGACACUCCCCGGAGGUUCGCGGAGAUCUACGGACACCGGGAGUGCUCCAAAUUCUUGGAAAAAGCAGAGGUGGAGAGCAGGAACUACCGCAGGAAAGCUGCACUGAGAAAAAUUCCCUUAGACCAGAGAGAUGAAGACUGGGAACUCAAGAAAGAAGAGCUUCAGAAAAAUCCACCAUGUUUUUGGGAGAAGUGCACGGCUUCUAUUCAAAAGAAAAAUGGGGGAAAAAAGGGGAAGCGGUAGUGUGCCCUGCCUGUUUGGUGCCUCCAAGUCCUUGCAAUGCAGAGCAAAGGCACUGGCAGACCUCAGGUGGUUCUGCAGGGUAUUAUUUGGGUGAAUGGAGGAAGUAGUUGGCUACAAGAGUGCAUCCUUAGAGAUAUACUGUAAACAAUCUCCUUAACAACUAGGAUUGCUUCAGCUUCUCUAUGUAUCUGAUCUCAAAAAUAAAAACAACUGAAGAAUAUGUUUAAAUAUGCCAAUACUCUAUAUCACUGUGAUGUUUAAAAUUACUGUGAUGGCAACAGUUACCCAUAUUGUCAGGGAAAAAAAGUAGUCUUGAUCCUACCUGAUUCACAAUAGGAUCUUGGACCAUGGUUCUGCUUGCUCUGCUGAUGUGUGUGGCCUUUGCUUGUCACUGAGUCAACCAGGAGGCUCUACAUGGACUUGCUCAUUACUCUAUUACCAGGAGGCUCUACAUGGACUUGCUCAUUACUCUGGUAAUGCACUUUUCUUGGAAGUGGGACGUAGUUGCUUCUCCUGGAUGAAGUUGAGAUGUUACUGUUGAGUUUUCACUGGACACAUGGGUCCAACAGCCUGAAUCUUCCAUUCCUGGCCCAGCAAAAGGGUAAAUGUGCUCCCUUCUUGCUGCUUUCAGACAGCUGUGACUGCCAAGGGUAUUGGAGCACUGCCUUUUGUUAGCAUUGCCCCCAGCUAUUUUUAUAUCUCUGCAAAUAGGAAUGCUGUGCAGCUGGUCCUAAGCUCUGCUUCUGCUCAUCAACACUUUCCACGACAAAAGCAUCUUUAACACUUUCACUUCUCAGUCAAAAAAUUUGGAAUGUGACCCAGAGCAGUUUUCCAUACAUGCCAG
Messenger RNA from Cyanistes caeruleus (blue tit), 1729 nucleotides. RefSeq names its product ankyrin repeat domain 66 (gene ANKRD66). The record is from RefSeq and is a predicted model, not a curated record. Gene Ontology annotation, molecular function: protein binding. Lineage: Eukaryota; Metazoa; Chordata; Aves; Passeriformes; Paridae.